AUGCAGAGCCCUAUGGUCCCACUCAACGUUCCUCUGAGCGAUGGCAGAGGAGCAGGGACAGUCGUGGUGUCCAUGCCGGAGCAUCCACCUGAUUAUACAGUGUGGUCUAUUGCCACCUUCUUCUAUGGCAACCCGUGCUGUCUGGGCCUGGUCGCUUUGAUUUUCUCCAUGAAGUCCAGAGACCAGAAGAUGGUGGGUGACAUGAUUGGAGGGAAAUCUUAUGGCUCCAAGGCACGCCUUUUCAAUAUCAUUGCACUUGUGCUUUUCGCCAUAUUUAUCAUACUUUUCAUAGUGAUAAUGGUAAAGACUGUUUCUGCAGUUUCCAGCAUCAGUAACUAUUACAGCAGAGGAAGAACCUAUGGAAACUACUAAAACCCUCAUGUGAUUUCUCAGAAGAAAAAAUGUGUUGUUAAUGUCCAAUUAAUAAGCACAAAAUCAUAUAUCUGUAAAAUUAGUAAUAAAAGACUCUUAGUGAUCAAACUAUUGA
Messenger RNA from Clarias gariepinus (North African catfish), 487 nucleotides. Its product is annotated as dispanin subfamily A member 2b-like. The record is from RefSeq and is a predicted model, not a curated record. Gene Ontology annotation, cellular component: plasma membrane. Bases 1 to 372 code for a protein of 123 amino acids. The transcript has 2 exons. NCBI's taxonomy places the organism in Eukaryota, Metazoa, Chordata, Actinopteri, Siluriformes, Clariidae.